This is a messenger RNA of Aegilops tauschii subsp. strangulata, 3079 nucleotides long. The record is from RefSeq and is a predicted model, not a curated record. NCBI's taxonomy places the organism in Eukaryota, Viridiplantae, Streptophyta, Magnoliopsida, Poales, Poaceae.
AGGAGGAGAAAAUCGCCUUCAGCCCCUUCUCUGCCGUCCGCCUCGUCCUCUUCUCCUGCGCCGCCACCCCACCCCCUCUAUCCAGCGGUGUCGCCUCUCCUUCCCGGGACUGGGACGGGGAUGGGGGGCCCGGGGGCGGCAAGUUCCGUUGGAUGGUGGCGGUCGUCGCCUCGGAGGGCGCAAGGGGAGGCGUGCUGCUCGCGUCACUCGCGGAGCUCUGCGAGGCGCUCUCGUUCUGCACGGAGGACGCCGGGGGCUACUUCCCCGUCGAGUCUGCCGCGUCGUGUGGCUGGCCGGCGCCGAGGUCGCCAGCCCCGACGAGAUGCUGCUCGCCGUGCGCGCCAUCACCUGCAGGUGGUUGGAUAUUAGUUAUGAAGGUUGUCCCUGGAUUUUUGCUCUAUCGAGGACUGCAUGAGCUUGGUCAAUAUGCAUUCUCUGGAAAUUCUAUGGGAGCCAGCCGUAAAGAAGGAAUUCCUACUGUAUCCUGUGGCAUUCUUAGUCAGAAUUUGUUAUUGCCAUCGGAAGGUGUACUACUUGACCAUGUAGGAUGCAAGGUGUCACGAUGAUUUGAUGAGGUAAGGUAAUCGUUGAGUCAUGUUGUCAAAUGCUAAUGGAUGGAAUUUCUAAUGUAUGGCUGGAACAACAAGUCGGUGAUGAUAUCGCGACGUCUUAUUUGAGAACUGUAGUCAUGGUUUACCACGCUGGACCUUGUGAAGAUUAUGCCUGUUCUUUGUUUAAGACUAAUUGUACACAUUCAUGUUGCAAAAAUUUCUCCGGUUUCUGUUUUCAAGGGUAUAGUAAUGCAGAAAUGGCUGAAUUUUACAAACUGUAGUACUUCUUGUGAGCAAGCAUUCAGUUCAAAAGCUGCCUAACAUGCUGGUAACUUGCUAAAUUAGGCAUAUACUAUUAUAAUUUUAGUUUCAUCUGAGAACUUCUCUUUAAGACAAUGGCAGUGAACAUUUGUUUCCGACAAUGACAGUGGAUAUCGUAUAUUUUGCUCUGUAAAAAUGAACUAUUGUGGUGUUGUUCACCUAUCAAUGUGCCAUGUUUUCUAUCUAAGAAUAUGCCACAUUUGUUAAAUAAACCAGAUCAUUAAAGUUAUGGACAACUAAAUACUUUUUAUAGAACUGAAAUAAUAUAUAGGCAACCAAACAACCUUCCCUUUCAAAAAAAGCCAAGCAAACAUCUGGGUAACUUCCUGGCGCGGCGGAGCGCCCUUGCCCACUAGUACAUAUUAUGAACCCUCAACUCAUACAAUUUCGAGAAAACAUGAACUUGAUAUAUAAUGCAUUGACAUUCUUCAAAGUAUGGUAUAUUUAUUUGGAAAGAAUGAUAUUUUCUCAAGGAAGAAACGGCCUUAAAUCCCUUAUGAUAAGCAUGCGGUUGAUCUGGGUGCAACUCAUGUGCACCGGCAUAAUUGGGUGUAGCAUGUUUUGUUAGAUCCAUUCUUAAGAAAAUGCAUUAUUCUUGAAAGGCGGCACGCUCACUGCAGCUUGACCAUGUCAUCCCUGCCAAUGCCGAUUAGCUCAGCCUUGGUGGCGGUGGGCUCCUGGACCACCUCAAGCAGGCGCCUGCUGCGGCGGCCGACAUGUGAGGGGCAAAUUAUAUUUCAGUGAUACAAAUGGUUGAUGUUAGUUUUGGUAUAUGUGGUCAAGAAGGUUGUCAAGUAGUGAUGGCCUCAGAUUUGUUAUGGGGCAGUUUUUUUUAAUAGAUCGCUUCUUGUGCACAAGCACUGGAACCAUCGGUCUAUGACAUACAUGAUUCUCUAUAACUUCUACCAUAAUGCUUUCUUUGUGUUAAUGCUCUUCUGGUAUGUAUUCCUCCUCUGUGUGUUUCUCAUAUGAUGUAAGCUAAGUAUAUCUGUGUUACCUUUGUUACUUGUCACCUACAAUUUGACUAUCCAAAUGUAUGAAUAUACGGAAGCAUCAUCCCACACUCCCUUUUGGCCUUUUUGGACCUCUUGUAAUGUACGCUGGUCUAAUUAAGUUCUUAAUGAAUUGAUUUAGGCACACUACAUAUUAUGUAACUCUUGUGCUGAUAGAUUAGAGUACUGCUUUCUAUUCCAUUAUCUGCACAUCAGUUCCCACAGUAGUGGUUGAUAUUCUAAAGGACUUACUCAUAAUAUUCAUAAUACCCUUCUUUAUUGUCUGAGACUAUUGAGGCAAAGCUUCAAAAUGAGGGCUACAACAUGACACUCUUCUGAAACAUAAUGGUAGAUACCUCGUAACAAAGCCUUGUCCUUUUAUGUGUACAUUUCUUCACAUAUAAUAUCAGUACGAUGGACAUUUGGAGUAUGGGAUUCUUGAUACGUCACCAUUUGACAAAAAGAAUUAGAAUAUGUGAUAUCGGUAAUGUAAGCCUUUUAAUAUUUAGCACUUACAUAUUCGUACGUGUUUUCUCACUAAUAUUUGAAUGCAUGUACCUUUGCGUUUUGCAGGUUCACCUGAUUAUUUGAGUUAACCUGAUUAUUGUCGCAAGCUGUGUCAGAUGUUCUACGAGAUGGUCCGGUGGUCCUGUUUAGUUCUGUUUCAUGUAGCAGUCUUCUUUGUUAGUAAUGUUCCAUGUUUCUGUUUACAUGUACGUUCAUUAAUUAUCCCGUUUGAACCCCCUUAAUUAGUAAGGUGAGCUCACAAGCUUGGGUCCUAAACCACAAGAACUCGAGAAAGUCAUCAUACAUUCCUUCUGCAGGACAAUAGCAACCUCGGAUACAAGUACCUGCGAUGGUUUCUAUGUUCUUAGGAGACAUGCUGAAUACUGUCUUCCUCCGACGGUUAGCAUUGAAAGCACUUUUUGACUCCACUUGAUGUCUACAAAAUUUCUGGCUUAUUGAAUGGUAUGGUUACUUGCAAGACAUGUCGCAGAAUCCACAUAGAACCGGGUGGCAUUUUCCUCACAUUUCAUGGUGAUUUUAAUUUGAGCAUUCAGCUUGAAUACCCUUUAAACUUUCCGUCGUUGUGCUCUUAUUGUUUUGGUGUAGCACUUCAUGUCACAAUUGAAUGUUGAAUUCUUACCACUGUAGAAACUUCAACAUAUACUUAUUCAUUAGAUAAUGAGUAUGUCUGAGCUCUCUUUGUCUUUC